Molecule: messenger RNA, 1577 nt
Organism: Megalops cyprinoides (Indo-Pacific tarpon)
Lineage: Eukaryota; Metazoa; Chordata; Actinopteri; Elopiformes; Megalopidae
Gene: gmpr2
Product: guanosine monophosphate reductase 2
Exons: 10
Coding region: 413-1459 (348 amino acids)
Biological process (GO): nucleotide metabolic process
Cellular component (GO): GMP reductase complex
Molecular function (GO): GMP reductase activity
Source: RefSeq, a predicted model, not a curated record
AAACGGCCCAUUAGCGAGCAAGCGCUUGUGUUCAUAGAUAUUUCUAGCCUACUUAUUUCGAAAGCUAAUGCUUUAUGUUAAUGCUGUCGAUAUAGCUUUAUUAGAUUCAGUGGCAUGCUAACUAGCUAGCUCUUAAAUACUUUUUGCGAUAUAACGUAUUUAUACAUACAGAAGAUAUCUGCUAACCUUGUAAACUGACUUUUCUUGCAGGGUAAAAAGCUAGCUGCACUUUUGAUUGUUAGAUUGCAGAGCAAACUUUAAGCGAACCGCUGUCAAUACCCGGCUGACCCAACAAGCACGAAAUCUAAGACAUAUUUAUUGAAAUAACGCUACCUCUGACACGUGCAUUAAACCAAACGAAGGCUAAAGGAAGAACAGACAGAUCGGAGGACUCGCCCCACACGCCAGAGACAUGCCUCGCAUCGAGAACGACAUCAAGCUGGACUUCAAGGACGUCCUGCUGCGUCCCAAACGCAGCACGCUGAAGUCCCGCAGCGAGGUGGACCUGAUGCGCAGUUUCUCCUUCAGGAACUCAAAGGGCAGUUACAGGGGGAUUCCCAUCAUCGCUGCUAACAUGGACACCGUGGGGACCUUCGAGAUGGCCGUGGCCCUGCACAAGUUCACUCUCUUCACAGCUAUCCAUAAGCACUAUGCUGUAGAGGAUUGGAAGGAAUUCGCUGCUAAGCACCCCGAGUGCCUGGAGAGCGUGGCCAUCAGUACGGGGACCAGCGAGGGGGACUUUGAGAGGCUGAGCGCCGUGCUGGCCGCUGUGCCUCAGCUGCAGUACGUCUGUGUGGACGUGGCUAACGGCUACUCCGAGCACUUCGUCCACUUCGUCAAGGACGUGCGUCAGAAGUUCCCCUCCCACACCAUCAUGGCAGGGAAUGUGGUCACUGGGGAGAUGGUGGAGGAGCUGAUUCUGGCUGGCGCUGACAUCAUCAAAGUAGGCAUCGGACCAGGAUCUGUGUGCACCACCCGCAAGAAGACGGGUGUGGGGUACCCCCAGCUGAGCGCUGUGAUCGAGUGUGCCGAUGCCGCCCACGGCCUUGGGGGACACAUCAUUUCUGAUGGGGGGUGCACCUGCCCAGGGGAUGUCUCUAAGGCUUUCGGUGCAGGAGCGGAUUUCGUGAUGCUGGGCGGGAUGCUGGCGGGUCACACGGAGAGCGGGGGCGAGGUCAUCGAGAAAAACGGGAAGAAGUACAAGCUGUUCUACGGUAUGAGCUCCGACACCGCCAUGAAGAAGCAUGCCGGCGGAGUGGCGGAGUACAGGGCGUCGGAGGGGAAGACGGUGGAGGUGCUGUAUAAGGGCCCUGUGGAGGACACGGUGCGAGAUGUUCUGGGAGGGGUGCGCUCCACCUGCACCUACGUGGGCGCAGCCAAACUGAAGGAGCUCAGCCGCAGGACCACCUUCAUCCGGGUCACGCAGCAGCUCAACACCGUGUUCGGCAAUGACAGCUAGGCCAAACGAGGACCCACAGCACUGCCCAGGGAGUCCCAGCGAGAGCCCGGCCGGCCCACAUCUCUCUCCUCUCUCUCUCACUCUGUCUCCAUCUCUUCUCCUUCUCUCACCCUCAUUC